Messenger RNA from Monoraphidium neglectum, 1023 nucleotides. RefSeq names its product serine protease. The coding region runs from base 1 to 1023 and encodes 340 amino acids. Gene Ontology annotation, molecular function: serine-type endopeptidase activity. The record is from RefSeq and is a predicted model, not a curated record. The transcript is spliced from 6 exons. NCBI's taxonomy places the organism in Eukaryota, Viridiplantae, Chlorophyta, Chlorophyceae, Sphaeropleales, Selenastraceae. Gene Ontology annotation, biological process: proteolysis.
AUGCUGAAAACGCACCCUCACGCCGCGACGCGCCUGUCCUGCGCCCGCAUGCCUGCCGGGCCCCCAGGCGCCUACACAGCACCGGACCGCCCUGGCACAGAGGGCAAGCAGGUGCCACUGCUCAAGACCCUGUCCCACCCGGACUACAACUUUGCGCUCAACGAUUACGACCUCGCCCUCGUAUUCCUCAAAACCUGCGCCGCGAGUGUGGCGCCCGCCGCCAGGCCCGUGCAGCUGGCCACCCGAGACGACCUGGCUGCAUAUGGGAGCGGCUCCACCUGGCUUUUCUCUGGUUGGGGCUCGACCUCUAGCGGGGCCGACAACGUGGGCAUCGGCGGCGCAUCUGCGACUGUGCUGCAGUACGGCCUGGGCAAGUACGUCAGCCCUGGGGCCUGCCAGGCGCGGUACGCGCCGGAGCCCAUCAACGGUUCCACCAUGAUCUGUGCGCAAGGGCUGGCCGCAGUCAAUGGAGCGGUACCCAACCAGGACACCUGCCUCGGCGACAGCGGCGGCCCGCUAACCUUCAACGUGGGCAGCCCAGCGGACCCCCUGGCCGGUGACCCCUCAAACGACCGCCUCGUUGGGAUCACAUCAUUUGGGCCUGCAGGGUGCGGCCAGGAAGCAUCACCAGGGGUGUACACCAGCAUUCCCUACUGGCACGACUGGAUCACCGCGCAGGUGGACACGGUCAAGAAGCCCUGCGGCCCCAGCCCGACGCUCGCGUUUGUCCAGGAGUCGAGCUCGGCCAGCUGGUAUGCCAAGCCCUCCAGGUCCGCCAAACUCAAGGCCGGCCAGGGCCUGCCGGAAUGCCAGGCACUCUGCAACAAGUAUGCCGCGGGCAGCAAGGGCUGCGCGGCGCUGGGCAUGAGCGUCAACGUGGGGAAGAAAUCAAACACGACGUACUGCGACGUCUACUACAAAUGGGUGCCCCAGCGGCUGUGCGCCGCCGCCGCGGACGCAAAGAAAUUCAAGUGUGGCAGGCCGUCGCUCGGGUCUUGGAGGAGCAGAUGGGUCUACACGUGA